This is a messenger RNA of Daphnia magna, 4588 nucleotides long. RefSeq names its product U2 snRNP-associated SURP motif-containing protein. The coding region runs from base 169 to 3003 and encodes 944 amino acids. The record is from RefSeq and is a predicted model, not a curated record. The transcript has 21 exons. Gene Ontology annotation, biological process: RNA processing. Gene Ontology annotation, molecular function: RNA binding. Gene Ontology annotation, cellular component: nucleus. Lineage: Eukaryota; Metazoa; Arthropoda; Branchiopoda; Diplostraca; Daphniidae.
GCAUCGCUGUUCGGCGCUGCUGUGCGAGGGAGCUGAAAAUCCAGAAGAGUAAAACAGCCGUGCUGGUACUGGAAUGGAUUGAUCAAGCUGUUAAACAUUCCUAUGACGAGAAAUUGAGGUUAAUAACUUCUUUUAACAAUCUUAACAAGUUAGCAAGUCGUGUUAAAAAUGGCCAAAAGGGGAUUAUCCCGCAAAGAACUAGAAGAAAUCAAGAAGCGCGAAGAAAUUGAGGCUGCUGCUGAGGUAUUUGAGGAAUUUGUAGCCACAUUCCAAGAAGAUGCCAGCAAAGUCAGUAAAGUUUGGGUUAAAGCAGGUACCUAUGAUGCAGGUCAAAGAAAAGAAGACGCAAAAGACAAAGGCAAACUGUAUAAACCAACAUCAAAGUUAGCAAGCUUAGCAGAAUCAUUUUCUACAAGGCCCAAGCCAAAUGACACUAAAGACAUAAAAGAAUCGAAGGAUAAAAGUUUACUGAAAAAGGAAAAAAAAAAAAGCAAUCUUGAGAUGUUUAAGGAAGAGUUAAGGGUGAUCCAAGAAGAGAGGGAAGAAAGACAUAGAGUAAAAGCACACUUAAAGCCAAGUCGAUUUGAGCCUGUCAGUGCACAUUCUCCAAGCACCAGCAAAAGCUCUCUUGCCCAUGGACUGAUUUUGCCAGAAGAAAAGACAGGAUCAUUUGAUGUUGGAGAUCCCAAUACAACCAAUAUUUACCUAGGAAAUAUAAACCCAAAAAUGACGGAACAGCAACUGAUGGACAUUUUCGGAAAAUACGGACCUUUGGCAAGCGUUAAAAUUAUGUGGCCUCGAACUGAGGAAGAAAAAGCAAGGAAUCGCAAUUGCGGUUUCGUAGCUUUCAUGUGCCGCAAAGACGCAGAGAGAGCGAUGAAGAAGUUGAACGGAAAAGAUAUUUUGUCUUUUGAAAUGAAAUUAGGAUGGGGGAAAGCCUUGCCAAUCCCGUCUCGCCCCAUUUACAUCCCACCAGCGUUACUUGAGAAAACACUCCCUCCUCCUCCCACCGGCUUGCCGUUUAACGCAAUACCUGCUCCACAAGAUAUCGAUCAGAUCCCGCCACCUGGAACUCCCUAUCCGACACAUGGCGAGGCGUUGGAGAACUUCAACAAGAUUAUAUCCAGGGCUGUUGUCAAAGUGGUUAUCCCUACAGACAGAAAUUUGUUGUGUUUAAUUCAUCGGAUGAUCGAGUCUGUUGUUCGAGAGGGUCCCAUGCUUGAAGCCAUGAUGAUGAACAAAGAAAUCGACAACCCGCAGUUUAGAUUUCUAUUCGAAAAUCGGAGUCCAGCUCACAUUUACUAUCGUUGGAAAUUGUUUUCCAUUUUACAAGGCGAAGCUGGCAAUAAAUGGUCUAUGGAAGACUUCCGCAUGUUCAAAGGUGGGUCCAUCUGGAAACCCCCUUCCAUAAAUCCAUUUUCCGAAGGCAUGCCUGACGAGCUUUUUUCUUCCGACGAGGAGGAUGACGAGAGUCGUCGGCGCUCACUUAGCAAAUCUCAAAAGAAGCGUUUAGAAUUGAUGUUACGAAAGUUGACCCCCGAGAAGACAAAAGUAGCAGAAGCCAUGAUUUUUUGUAUUGAGCAUGCUGAAGCUUACGAAGAAAUCAUCGAUUUCAUCACUGAGUCUCUGAAUAGUGUCAAAACUUCCAUUCCCAAAAAGCUGGGAAGAUUUUUUUUGGUCUCGGAUGUUCUCUACAAUUCGUCUGCUAAGGCGGUCAAUGCUUCCAAUUUCCGUUCGGGAUUCCAGUCACACAUGGUGGAAAUAGUCAAGUAUAUGCAUCAGGCGUAUGAGGCAACUGAGAGCCGAUUAAAAGCCGAAGCUUUUCGGCAGCGUGUUAUGCUCUGUUUUCGUGCGUGGGAAGAAUGGAACUUGUAUCCUGCUGAUUUCCUUAUUCAUUUGCAAAACGUAUUCCUUGGCCUUGUCUCAGCUGAUCAAGAUGUAUCCCAACGGUCUUCAGGCCACGCUGAAGAUGUCGAUGGUAUUCCUCUUGAAGACGCAGAAGCGAUCGAUGGAGCUCCACUUAGUGAUUCAGAAGACUUGGACGGCGUACCCUUGGACGGGGCGGCUCUCUUAAGAAGUGCAGUCAAACUUCAAACUAGUUCUCCGGCUCGCACAUUUACGGUUACCAAAUCAAGCAAAUAUGAUGCUGAUUUUGAUGGAGUGCCAAUGUCAGAAGAACUGGAUGGGGUCCCAAUGAGGAGCUCUUCUUCGCCAGUGGUCAGACGAGACCGGAGACGAGAGACUAAGUCAUCGAAGUGGGAAACACCGGCACCAGUGGUUGCCACUAGCAAGUGGGACAAUCUAGAUCCCGAGACAGAGCCAAAUGAAUCUUCUAAAAAGAAAAGCAAAGCGAAGCAUGACGAGGACAUCUUUGCGGACGUCGCCAGCACCAAACAAAAAGGAGCUAUUUCAGAUGAAGAUCUAGACGGCGCGCCGCUGGAUUCCUCACCUGAGGCCACUCGACACAGUUCUGGUUCUAGAAACGAAGACCAACGCGGGAAACUACGAGAGCUGGAGUUGAAAGUCAUUCGUUACCAGGAUGAACUUGAGGCCGGAAUUCAUAAUCAGAUUACGGGAAUGUCCAUCUCGGAACAAGUUCAACAGUACCGUGAACAUCUUCUGCGAAAGUCAAAGCGCGAUCGUUCUCAAGAAACAGGCGAUAGUCGCGAACAUGAAUAUAGAGAACGGCGCACGUCUCACGGUGCGGAGAAAUCAGAUCGUUCUGGUCGACAGGGAAUUGAAAGAGAACGUUAUAAAGAAAAAGAUAGGCGACGUUCAAUAUCCAGAUCAAGGUCUCGUUCCAGAUCGCCCAGAAAGUCAUCGCGAUCAAAACGAACACGAUCGUCGAGGUCGCCAAGUCCAAGCCACUCUUUACGGAGAACCCCCCGGAGGUCGAGAUCAAAAAGCGAUGACUCGUCGAAACGAUCUCGCCGUUCUCGAAGCCGUUCAUCCUCUCCAAGAAGGACGCCUAAAAGCCAGAAGAAAUCGAAGAAUUUCAAAUGAAACAAUUCAAUUCGGCUGCUAUUCAUAGCAGUUUUCAAUUUCGUGCUCCCUCGGAUCUUGUUCAACUUUGCUUUCACAUUGGUAUUCAAUACAAUCUGCCUUCUAGCGGUAUCAACAACGUUGGUGGCCAGUUGUCGCAGACCCAUCCGUAUUCGAUUGUUUGCCUCUGUGCGGGAAGCAGAUACCUGGCUAACGAGACUAACCUGGCCGGUCGUUGCCCGGGACGACGUCCUCGUUUUCAAUGUAACACAACAUGAACGCACUUGGAGCGCGUCAGAUGUUUAUGCUGACGGCAGUUGGUCUGAAACUUCAACAGCUCUGUCGCCGUGGCUCACCUACUUCCACACAUAGAUCUAUAUUAUUUUUCGUCUUUUCCCCCAGCUUUUUACAGUCUCCAAAAAUAGAGGUUAUGCGCAAAUCGUUCUCCCGAGUUUGACACAGGCACACACCCGUCUACCGCAUUCUGGCCACACAACAGAUGGUAGUAUACACAAAUAAACAGCCACACGCACAGAAAAGAAUACAACCGGAAUCGCGUAUGUUUCAGCAAAUGGUGGAAUUUUUUUUUAUUGUUACAGCCACAGGAAACCGAGACAAACAUGAAAAAAUAAGAGGGCAAGGAAGAAAAAAAAAAAUCGGUGGGCUUCUGCCACAGGAAGAAUCCGCCACCGGAGAAGAGGGAAUUUUUUUUUUCUCAAAUUGGCAGAGCAAAGGAAAAAAUAGUUGGAUACUGAUACACACACACAAACACGCGCGCGCGAAUCUUAUUUUUUAAUUGCAAAAAGGAGCACAGUUUGAUUAUGAAAAUAAGAAGUACGGAAAAGACCCAUUAGUAGUAAGAGUAAGUAUAAUAAAAAAAAAUCUCGGUUAAAAUAUUUUUCAUCCUGGCUGGAAUGAGAAAAAAAAAAUGAGAGAAAGAAAAAGGAAGAGCUAUGGGGAAAUUGGGCGGACACGUGAAGCUGUAGAUGAAAGAGGGGGCGCUAGAAAUUGCUUUCCAGCUGGAUAGGACCAGUAAACCCUAACAGGAAGAGCUGACGAUCUAAACAAACAGUUGGGAGGUGACAUGUAAGCUAGAGGGGGGAAGCCGUUGUAGAUUUCCAAAUGUCGAAUGGUGGGACAUGCUUGACGUUGCGGUAUAUGAACUCGCUACUUUUUCAAACUAAACUUGCAGACAUUGAAUCUGUGUAACCACAGACGCCCAUCUAAAAACACAUCUGAAUAACUUGGAAAAUGUAAAGAUUGAUGGCGAGACAAACGGGUUUGUUUUACUUUUUCUAGCCUCUUCCCUUCUGAUAAAAGAGUUAACAUGCACGUUACGCAUUCUGUCUGGAACCUGUAUUGAGCACACCAAAAAAAAGAUACCCCAAUGGUAAUAAAUCAUUCAUCAAAUUCAAGGAAAUCCUAUUUCAGUUUCCAAUGGAUGCAUCUCGCAGCGAUUGAAAAAACAAAAAUUUACAGCUGACGUUUCAUACUGAUUUUUUUUCGUAUCUUUUGUUCUUCGUUGGGCUGGACGAGAGGUAUAACCAGAUUUAUAGAUCAAGCCAAACACUCGAAUUCUCUUUCGUGACAAAAAAAUAUUGAAAAA